Messenger RNA from Bipolaris maydis ATCC 48331, 690 nucleotides. RefSeq lists its product as uncharacterized. The record is from RefSeq and is a predicted model, not a curated record. NCBI's taxonomy places the organism in Eukaryota, Fungi, Ascomycota, Dothideomycetes, Pleosporales, Pleosporaceae.
UCAGCUGUAUUCGCGCUCCUUUUCCGUCUGGCUGCCCGAAUCUUCCAGAACACGUUCAACGUCGGUACAAGGUGGGGUUUCGGCACACGAUUCGGGGUGGGAAACAGGGAAGCCGUCAUGGACACGACGCCUUUACUUAAGCAAGACCACUCUAGCGCCUAUCAACCCCAUCGCGACAUGAACCACCUCUUCACCCCACAUGCACCACCAGCCUUAUCAAAUCUUCAUAACCCGCCGCUUCCGCUUGCACCCAACGUCGGUUUCAGACACUCGGCCCUCGCGUCCCUGCAGUUGAGCACCUUAGCCCUCGAGUCUUCCCUGGCUUAUAUGCAAAUUUCAGAACCAGGCGAUAAUUCACUCAACAGGAGGAUGUCUAGUACCGAGAGGCAGUCGCUACAUGCCAUACUUUCGCCCAUGCGCGAGGACUUGCAAAAGCUCAAAAUAUUGACGCCCGAAAGUCUGCCACCCUACAGCCCACGCGUCCGAGCUAAGAGCCACGCUCAGAUCCUAAAGCAUAAGCUUUUACCAAUUGGUCAAUUCAUUGUCACCUAUCUCGAUCAUGUACCGGAACAUGGUCGAGGGGCCCUGGAGCUGCAGUUAUGUCGGCUCAUCGCUACGGAAUACUGGCCAUUGCCUGUCGACGACUUCACUCAUUUGAAGAUCCAGGAAAUGUAUCGAAAUGCCCUCUUC